CCACUAGACAGAGAAGCAAAAUAUUACUACUAUGCAGCUAAAAGAGAUGAUACUUGGUUUAUUUGCCUUAUUAACAACAUUAUUCUGGGGUUUAGAGAGCCACUCUUCUUCUCAUUUCGAUGCCAUAGUUGCAAUAGAUGGAAGUGGAGAUUUCAAGUCCAUAACAGAAGCAUUACAAGCAGCUCCUAAUAACAGUAAAACAAGAUACAAUAUCAAGAUUAGACAGGGCAUCUAUAAUGAAUAUGUUUUUGUUGAUAAACAUAAAACUAACAUUACAUUCAUUGGUGAUGGAGUGGACCUCUCGAUUAUAACAGGAUCUAAAAGCAAUGGCACAGGCUUCAAAACUAACGAGACUGCAACUGUAGAUGUACAUGGCUACGGGUUCGUUGCACAAGAUAUGACAUUCAAAAACACUGCUGGACCAUCUCUGCAUCAAGCAGUUGCAGUGAGUAUUGAAGCUGACCAUGUUGCAUUCUAUAGAUGCAAGUUCGAUGGGUAUCAAGAUACACUUUACACAAGAAAAGGUGUCCAAUUUUUUAAAAAUUGUGAUGUCUAUGGUACUGUUGACUUCAUAUUUGGUAACGCUAAGGUCAUUCUACAAGAUUGCAAUAUCUAUGCAAGAAAACCUGAAGAUUAUCAACAUGAAGUGACAAUAACUGCCCAAGGAAGAAAACACAAAAAUGAAACUACUGCUAUAGUCCUUCAAGGUUGCACAAUAAACGUCACACAAGAUUUGCGCGAACAUGAACCAAAGGUACGAGUCUACCUUGGAAGACCGUGGAAAAAUUACUCUCGAACGAUCGUCAUGUCAAGUUAUUUAGAUGAAUUUAUAGAUCCUGAAGGUUGGACUCUAUGGAAUGGAAAACCCUCAGAUAUAUAUUUUGCUGAGUAUAAUAAUAGAGGGCCAGGAGCUGACACAAGUCAAAGAGUAAACUGGGAAAGACAAUAUAUUUCUGACUCUGAAGCUUCUAAUUUUACAGUUCGAAACUUUCUUCAUGGAGAUGAAUGGAUACCCUCAGCAAUCCCAUACACACUUGAUCUGGUUUAAAUUUAUAGAGCAUUUAUUACUACUCUUUCCAUUUUGAAAAUAAAUAUUUAGUUUCUUUAUCUUUACACAAAAGAAGAAAGAUAGAAUGGCAGGGUAGGUGACUUGUAUGCAUGUUUUCUCCUUGUGUACUUUAUAUGUUGUUCCACACGAAAAUAAAAUGCAGAAAAUUAAUUCCA
This is a messenger RNA of Nicotiana tabacum (common tobacco), 1224 nucleotides long. Its product is annotated as pectinesterase-like. Gene Ontology annotation, biological process: cell wall modification. The record is from RefSeq and is a predicted model, not a curated record. Gene Ontology annotation, molecular function: pectinesterase activity. Lineage: Eukaryota; Viridiplantae; Streptophyta; Magnoliopsida; Solanales; Solanaceae.